This is a messenger RNA of Nannospalax galili (Upper Galilee mountains blind mole rat), 1038 nucleotides long. Its product is annotated as mas-related G-protein coupled receptor member X2-like. The transcript has a single exon. Lineage: Eukaryota; Metazoa; Chordata; Mammalia; Rodentia; Spalacidae. Gene Ontology annotation, cellular component: membrane. Gene Ontology annotation, molecular function: G protein-coupled receptor activity. The record is from RefSeq and is a predicted model, not a curated record. Bases 1 to 1038 code for a protein of 345 amino acids. Gene Ontology annotation, biological process: G protein-coupled receptor signaling pathway.
AUGAAUAGAAACAUCUCAACGUGGGCAACUGAAAACACAACAAUGAAUGGAAAUGACAUUCCACCUACACCCUGUGACAUCAUGAACCUUACCCUAGAUUUUCUCAUUCUCAUCUUUGCAGUGGUUGGGCUGGCAGUUCAUAUUGUAUAUUCCCUAAAGCGUAUCAUUGACUCCUUCUACUCCAUCUCCAACUCUAAACCCAUCCCUGUCUUUAUCCUCAUUGUGUUCAUCUUUGCUUACCUUGUUGGUCUGAGCAUGCUCAGUGCCAUUAGUGCUGAAUGCGUUCAUAUUGUAUAUUCCCUGAAGAGUAUUAUUGACUCCUUCUACCCCGUCUCCAACUCUGAAUCCAUCCCUGUCUUUGUCUUCCUUGGGCUCAUCUUUGCUUACCUUGUUAGUCUGAGCAUGCUCAGUGCCAUUAGUGCUGAGCGCUGCCUGUCUGUCCUGUGGCCCAUCUGGUACCGCUGCCGACGCCCGAGACACGCAUCGGCUGUCAUCUGUGCUCUGCUCUGGGCCUUGUCUCUGCUUUUAAGCAUCCUUGAAGGGAAAGGAUGUGGCUUCCUGUUGCCCAGUUUUGACUAUGAUUGGUGUCGGGCAUUUGAUUUCAUCACUGCUGCGUGGGUGAUUGCUUUGUUUGUGGUUCUCUCUGGGUCCAGCCUGGUCCUGCUGGUCAGGAUCUUCUACAGACCACAUCGGAUGCCUGUGACCAGGCUGUAUGUGACCAUUGCACUUACAGUGCUGGUCUUCCUGCUCCUUGGCCUGCCCUUUGGGAUAGAAUGGUUUCUUUUAGCAUGGAUUGAGGAUUUUUAUUUUUCACUCCCUUGUCAUUUGUAUGGGCUGACGAAAUUCCUAUCGUCUGUUAACAGCUGUGUCAACCCCAUCAUUUACUUCUUUGUGGGCUCCAUUAGGCAACGCAGGUUCCAAGGUCGUCGCCCUCGUACUCUCAAGCUGAUCUUGCAGAGAGCCAUGCAGGACAUUCCUGAGGAAGAAGAAGGUGAGACGGGUUCUUCAGAAAAGCCCGGAGAAGUGGAAACAGUGUGA